UGGCAACUUAAUUGCGUCCUGGCUCCCCGAAAGUUAACCAGAAUACAUGGUGCAUACAUCGGUGACUUGGCCGCGUUUUCCACGAAUUUUCCAUGAUCAUGAUUGCAAGGCCUACUGGCGCAAAGGUGAUUCCUCUUAUCACAUCAACAUGUGGUGCACCGAGUACAUGCCCCGGGAACGUUCUGGUCGCUUUCCUCAGAUGCAUGUUUUGGUGGUUCCCGAUGGUCAAGGAAGCUACGUUCACUUUUGACCGCCUUCAACGACCACUUGGCGAAAUCCAUCGAGCCUGGCCGCUACUUGUGCGUCGACGAAUGCAUGAGCCAGUGGCUCGGAAGGGGAUGCUCAAUUUUAAAAAGGUCCCCAGGAAACCUCAUCCGGUCGGCCAGGAGUACAUGUGCAUUGCUGACAAUCUCCCUUGCAUAUUACUGCGCUUGGGCUUUGUUAGUGACCCGGCCUCAAAGAAAGUCGCCACGGUCAACAUCUUACAGAUCGGUGUUCAAUACCUGAAGAAGCAUCGAAGAUUCCUGAUCUGGAUCGCCAGAAAUCGCCAGAAAACUAUCCGAUUGCGGCCUAGUCUCGAUCAUGCACGUCUUGAAAAGGCGAUACUUCCACGGGGUAUGUUAGACGAUGAUAUCUUGGAAGUCCUCGGAAGCACCGGAAGACUUUGACGACCAUGAGUCAGAAUCCACCUCGUAUCGAAGUUUGCAGCAGUAAUGGAUUGUCUUUUCCGGGGCACCAAGGUCAAAUGCGUAGACAGAGAAUUGGCGAGUGAGGCGACGAAGGCCGUA
Radiomyces spectabilis is the source of this 788-nucleotide messenger RNA. RefSeq lists its product as uncharacterized. Lineage: Eukaryota; Fungi; Mucoromycota; Mucoromycetes; Mucorales; Radiomycetaceae. Bases 93 to 668 code for a protein of 191 amino acids. The transcript has 3 exons. The record is from RefSeq and is a predicted model, not a curated record.